This is a messenger RNA of Purpureocillium lilacinum, 3348 nucleotides long. RefSeq lists its product as uncharacterized. Gene Ontology annotation, cellular component: chromatin; nucleus. Gene Ontology annotation, molecular function: DNA binding; ATP hydrolysis activity; nucleosome binding. Lineage: Eukaryota; Fungi; Ascomycota; Sordariomycetes; Hypocreales; Ophiocordycipitaceae. Gene Ontology annotation, biological process: regulation of transcription by RNA polymerase II; nucleosome organization. The record is from RefSeq and is a predicted model, not a curated record.
AUGGCCCCGCGGCCCCGAGCCAGCGGCGCCGACACGGACGCGUCCAUGUCCGACGCGCCCGACUACCAUCGUGGCGACGAGAUGGAAGUUGACGAAACUCCCGAUUAUACUGACUCGGACACCAAUCCCAACACAACGGCCAGCAGCGUGGCUGGCGACCCCAUAUCAGAUGGCCGCAAGCGCCGCUCCGAGGCAAACCAAUUGCGUCGGAGCAUAUUUGGCAAGAAACACGACCGACUCGGCGAGUCCAAGGAGGAUGACACGAUCCGCCGAUUUAGAUACCUCCUGGGUCUGACGGACCUCUUCCGCCACUUCAUCGAGACCAACCCGGACCCCAAGAUUCGCGAUAUUAUGGCCGAGAUCGAUCGCCAGAAUGCCGAAGCUGCUCGAGGCAAAAAGGGCGGCGCCAGGCAGGGCGGUGCAACCAGCGAGAGGCGACGGCGGACCGAGGCCGAGGAAGAUGCCGAGCUACUCAAGGACGAGAAGCAUGGAGGCUCCGCCGACACAGUCUUUCGCGAGUCGCCCUCCUUCAUUCACGGCCAAAUGCGAGACUACCAGGUUGCCGGGUUAAACUGGCUCAUCUCGCUGCACGAAAACGGCAUUUCUGGAAUCUUGGCUGAUGAAAUGGGACUGGGCAAGACGCUCCAGACAAUCUCAUUCUUGGGCUACCUCCGUCACAUUGCCGGCAUCACAGGUCCUCACCUGAUCACGGUACCCAAGUCCACUCUCGACAAUUGGAAGCGAGAGUUCGCCAAGUGGACUCCCGAGGUUAAUGUUCUCGUUCUCCAAGGCGCCAAGGACGAGCGUCACAAUCUCAUCAACGAGCGACUUGUUGAUGAAAAGUUCGACGUGUGCAUCACGAGUUACGAAAUGAUUCUGCGCGAAAAGGCGCAUUUGAAGAAAUUUGCGUGGGAGUACAUCAUUAUUGAUGAGGCGCACCGAAUCAAAAACGAGGAGUCAUCCUUGUCACAGGUCAUCCGUCUUUUCUCGUCGCGAAACCGCCUGUUGAUUACCGGAACGCCCCUGCAGAACAACCUCCACGAGCUUUGGGCGCUCCUCAACUUCUUGCUGCCCGAUGUUUUCGGCGACUCGGAGGCUUUUGAUCAGUGGUUCUCCGGCCAGGACCGCGACCAGGACACUGUUGUCCAGCAACUGCACCGCGUUCUCCGCCCAUUCUUGCUUCGCCGAGUCAAGAGUGACGUCGAAAAGAGUCUUCUGCCCAAGAAGGAGGUCAACCUGUACCUGGGCAUGUCCGACAUGCAGGUCAAAUGGUACAAAAAGAUCUUGGAGAAGGACAUUGACGCUGUCAACGGCGCGGGCGGCAAGCGCGAGUCCAAGACAAGACUCCUCAACAUCGUCAUGCAGCUGCGCAAGUGCUGCAACCACCCGUACCUUUUCGAAGGCGCCGAACCUGGCCCGCCGUACACCACCGAUGAGCAUCUUGUCUAUAACGCCGGCAAGAUGGCUGUUCUCGACAAGCUUCUUGGAAGACUCCAGAAACAGGGCAGCCGAGUCCUCAUUUUCUCUCAGAUGAGUCGUCUAUUGGACAUUCUUGAGGAUUACUGUGUUUUCAGAGAGUACAAGUAUUGUCGCAUUGACGGUAGCACCGCUCACGAGGAUCGCAUCGCCGCCAUUGACGAAUACAACAAGCCUGGCUCGGAAAAGUUUGUCUUCUUAUUGACGACUAGAGCUGGUGGUCUGGGCAUCAACCUCACAUCCGCAGAUAUUGUCAUCCUCUACGAUAGCGACUGGAACCCUCAGGCGGAUCUGCAGGCCAUGGACCGCGCUCACCGCAUCGGACAGACGAAGCAGGUGGUGGUGUACAGAUUUGUCACUGACAACGCCAUCGAAGAAAAGGUGCUCGAGAGAGCUGCCCAAAAACUCCGUCUCGACCAGCUGGUUAUUCAGCAGGGGCGCGCACAGAUUGCGGCCAAGGCUGCCGCCAACAAGGACGAGCUGCUCUCUAUGAUUCAACACGGCGCCGAAAAGGUCUUCCAGAGCAAGGGUGCGACGGGCAACAUUGCGGCCAGUGGCGCGGAUAUUAAAGACGACGACAUCGAGGAGAUUCUGGCCCAAGGCGAGAACCGUACAAAAGAGCUCAACUCCAAGUAUGAGAAGCUGGGCAUCGACGACUUGCAAAAGUUCACCUCCGAGUCGGCGUACGAGUGGAAUGGCGAGAACUUUGCCAACGUCAAGAAGGACAUCAGCCUGAACUGGAUUAACCCGGCCAAGAGAGAGCGCAAGGAACAGUCCUACUCCAUGGAUAAAUACUUCCGGCAGGCCAUGUUUCCCAACCCCAAGGCGGACGCGAAACCCAAGGCGCCUCGGGCGCCGAAGCAGGUGCCGGUGCAUGACUAUCAGUUCUACCCCCCUCGUCUCCGCGAUCUCCAGGACAGGGAGACGGCAUUCUAUCGCAAGGAAAUCGGGUAUAAGAUACCCCUUGCAGAUGGAGAUGAGGAGACUCUGUCGGAGCGCGAGGCUGAGCGGGCGUUGGACCAGCAAGAGAUCGACAACGCGACUCCGUUGACGGAGGAGGAAAAGCAGGAGAAGGAGGAGCUGUCCGACCAAGGCUUUGGUCACUGGAACAAGCGAGACUUUCAACAAUUCGUCAACGGGUCCGGCAAGUACGGCCGCACAGAUUACGAAGGCAUCUCACAGGAGAUUGACAGCAAGACUCCGGCCGAGAUCAAGGCCUACGCCAAGGUCUUCUGGCAGCGCUACACCGAGAUUGCGGAUUACAACAAGUACCUCAAGGUCAUUGAAGACGGCGAGGAGCGGACACGGAGGAUCGAGAACCAGCGGAAACUGCUGCGCAAGAAGAUGCAGCAGUACCGGGUGCCGCUGCAGCAGCUCAAGAUCAACUACUCUGUGUCGACGACGAACAAGAAGGUGUAUACCGAAGAAGAAGACCGGUUCUUGCUGGUCUUGCUGGACCGGUAUGGCAUCGACUCGGAAGGACUGUACGAAAAGAUGCGCGAUGAUAUCCGCGAGUCGCCCCUGUUCCGCUUCGACUGGUUCUUCCUCAGCCGCACACCAACCGAGCUGUCCCGUCGAUGCACUACCCUGAUCACGACUAUUGUCAAGGAGUUUGAGGAUGUCCCGUCGCGGGGUGCCAACGGCGUGAAUGGCAAGACGAAGCGCGACCCCGAUGAGGAGAAUGACGAGGAUAGCGUGCUGGGCAUGGCCCCUGCCAAGAAGAAGUCAAAGAACGGUGUUAAGAACAAAGCUCUUGACAACGUCAAGUCGAGCAAGGCUAGCUCAGCAGCGCCAUCCAGGGCUUCUAGUGUGGCAUCGUCGGCGUCGAACGCGGGUGCCAAGUCCAAAAAGGGCAAGGGGAAGAAGAGGUGA